AUGGCCAAGUUGGGAGAAGGCGGCUACCGCCAAAUCAACAAGUCCCUCAACAUCUGCGCCUUCGAGGAUUACCUCACAAGUCAGAUGUCCAAUCUUCCAUUCAUCCCAGAUGUGGAGCAAAUAAGCCCCCGUGUUAUCAGGGUACUUGGCCAAAACCCAGGAAAGUUUACUCUUCAAGGAACAAACACCUACAUCAUUGGUACGGGUUCAGAGCGCUUGAUUGUUGAUACCAGCCAGGGUAUUCAAAGCUGGGCCGACCUGAUACAAACCACAUUGUCUGAGAUGGGGUUUAAAUUAUCACAUGUCCUCCUCACGCAUUGGCAUGGAGAUCACAGCCUUGGUGUUCCGCAAUUAAUUGCUCUCUAUCCAGAUCUUGUUGGCAGAAUCUACAAACACUCUCCUGACCGGGAUCAACAGCCUAUUGUCGACGGCCAGAUUUUUCAUGUCGAGGGCGCGACGGUCCGCGCUGUGCACACUCCAGGCCACUCUCAUGACCACAUGUGCUUUAUAGUGGAGGAAGACAACGCCAUGCUGACGGGUGACAACAUAUUGGGCCAUGGAAGCACGGCUGUUGAAGAAAUGAGCACAUAUAUGAAGACACUGAGGAAGAUGCAGGCCUAUGAUUGUCAGAUAGGAUAUCCUGCACACGGAACGGUCAUCACGGACUUACGGACAAAAGUUAUGGGAGAGCUCGCACAGAAGAUUCGAAGGGAAAGACAAGUAUUGCGUGCCCUGGAUCAGGCUAAUAAAAGGGACAGGCUGGCUGGUAAGGACAAGUCUCAGGGCCUUACCGUGUCGGAGCUUGUCAGUGCCAUUCACGGCCGUGGCUUGGACGAGGAGGUCAGGAAAUUGGCGGUGGAGCCCUUCAUUGAAGAGGUACUUCGGAAGCUUGCAGAGGAUGGAGCGGUGGCUUUCAGACUAAAGGGAGGAAAGAAGAAGUGGGCAGCUUUGUGA
Molecule: messenger RNA, 954 nt
Organism: Diaporthe batatas
Lineage: Eukaryota; Fungi; Ascomycota; Sordariomycetes; Diaporthales; Diaporthaceae
Exons: 2
Coding region: 1-954 (317 amino acids)
Biological process (GO): secondary metabolite biosynthetic process
Source: RefSeq, a predicted model, not a curated record